This is a messenger RNA of Gadus macrocephalus (Pacific cod), 741 nucleotides long. Its product is annotated as lymphoid-specific helicase-like. Lineage: Eukaryota; Metazoa; Chordata; Actinopteri; Gadiformes; Gadidae. Gene Ontology annotation, molecular function: chromatin binding. Gene Ontology annotation, biological process: pericentric heterochromatin formation; negative regulation of gene expression via chromosomal CpG island methylation; lymphocyte proliferation. Gene Ontology annotation, cellular component: pericentric heterochromatin; nucleus. The coding region runs from base 305 to 715 and encodes 136 amino acids. The transcript is spliced from 5 exons. The record is from RefSeq and is a predicted model, not a curated record.
CUUGACCCUCCCACUCGACUGCUGGCUAGGAGAGGGAGACCUGCUGCUGUAUUUUACUUGUUGGCUUUUUAUAAUUUGCUUUUAGAAAAUACUACUAGAAAAUAAAUAUUUGUACUUGUCGUACACUGUGAAGCCUCCUUUUUUAAACUCGUUUUCACCCGGUGCGGAAUAACCAUUCUUUGCUGAUUCCUUUGUCAAGGGGGUUAUUUUCGGUCUUUGGUCCUGUUUAAAUUGGAAGAACUAUCAGUCAAAAGACAAAACUUUAAUUGGACUUUUCUAGCGGUCUGCUUCUUCUGAUUGACAAAUGGCAGAUGUGACAUGUUCAAAGGAAGGAGCUCGGAGUGUGUCCCCGCAGUGUCCUAAACCCGACGAGUCGGAGGUGCCCCUUGGCACCGCCACGGAGACCCAGCCGUCUCCACCUGUUGAAGGGGUAAAGACAGAGAAUGAUUCCUCUGGUGGUAUGAUCACAAAAGAAAUGGAGGAAGAGGAGAAGAAGUUGACAGAAAAAUCCGAAGAAAUGGACAAGGAGAUGAUUGAAAAGGCCCGUGAGUCCAUUGUACGGGACUCCCACGAUAUGCGCUUCAAGAGACUCCAGCAUCUGCUUGAGAAGAGCAACAUCUACUCCAAGUUCCUGCUGACUAAAAUGGAGCAGCAGCAACAAGAGGAGAAGGCCAAGAAAGAAAAGCAACAAAAAAAGUCUAAGAAGGUAAAAUAACAUUAUUAUAAAAAGGUUAAUUAAUG